This is a messenger RNA of Benincasa hispida (wax gourd), 2753 nucleotides long. The record is from RefSeq and is a predicted model, not a curated record. NCBI's taxonomy places the organism in Eukaryota, Viridiplantae, Streptophyta, Magnoliopsida, Cucurbitales, Cucurbitaceae.
AAAGUCUUUUUUUAAGAGAAAAAAAAAAAUCAAACAUAAAGAUAUUUACCAAGUAUACCGCCCAAAACGAUUUUUUAUGUAAAAAUUUAUCAUUUUUGAUUUUUGAUUUAGGCCAUCCAUACAAAAAAAAAAUAAAAAAUAAAAAAAAAAAUACGGAAUUUGACUGAUCUGUCAUGCAAAGUUGCAAAAUCAGUGCUGCUUAUGAUUCUGAAUCGCCGCCGGAGCCUCCUUUUCUCUCGCCGUCUCUACCACUGGAGCCUCCAACUUGCAUAUCCUCCUCGACCCAUUGAUUCUGAAUCAUGCACCUUCUACAUCAAAACUUGCAGUACUAUCAAAUCCUUGAAAUGUAUUCACGCUUCAAUUCUCAAAGCCAACCUCCACCUCAAUUUGUUCUUUUGCACCACCCUCAUUUCCCAGUACGCCUCGCUUGGCUCUGUUUCUUACGCCUAUUCUCUCUUCUCUUUGCUGCAAUCUCUUGAUGUUUUUCUGUGGAACGUGAUGCUUCGUGGGUUUGUUGAUGCUGGGUUUCAUCGCAGGGCCAUGCUUCUCUAUACCCAAAUGCUGGAUUUGGGAAUUGGACCUGAUAAUUUUACGUUUCCAUUUGUUUUUAAGGCGUGUGGGUGUAUGGAGGAUUUGGAUUUUGGGGUUAGAGUUCAUUAUGAUGCUGUGUAUUUUGGGUAUGAGUUGGAUGUUUUUGUUGCGAAUUCACUCAUCGCGAUGUAUGGUAGAUGUGGGCGUUCAGAGCUUGCACGAGAGGUGUUUGAUAAAAUGCCUGGAAGGAAUGUGGUGUCCUGGAGUUCAAUAAUUGGUGCUUAUGCACAAAAUGCUCAAUAUGGUUUAGGAGUAUCGUUGUUCUCGCUGAUGUUGAGUGAAGGAUUUCAACCGAACAGGUCUGUAAUGUUGAAUGUGAUGGCGUGCAUCCAGUCAGAGAAAGAAGCUGAUGAUGUUUAUCGAAUGGCUGUGGAUUAUAAGCUAGGUUUAGAUCAGUCAGUCCAAAACGCAGCAGUUGGUAUGUAUGCACGAUGUGGAAAAAUUGACACUGCCCAAAAUAUCUUUAAUGGAAUUCAUAAUAAGGACUUGGUGUCGUGGGCGUCAAUGAUUGAAGCUUAUGUGCAGGCUGAUCUUCCUCUGAAUGCUUUGAAGACUUUUAGAGAAAUGAUACUAAUGGGUAUUCUGCCUGAUUCUAUCACCCUUUUGGGUGUGAUUCAUGCUUGUUUAGCUUUAGGAUGUUUUAGCCAGGCUUGUUGGCUACAUGGUUUUGUUAUCCGGAGGUCUUUUGAAAACCAAAUAGUGGUUGAAACUGCCAUUAUUGAUCUAUAUGUCAAAUGUGGAAGUUUAAUAUAUGCCAGAAAAGUUUUUGAUAACAUGCGGGAAAGAAAUGUUAUCUCAUGGAGCACCAUGAUUUCAGGAUAUGGAUUACAUGGCCAUGGAAGGAAAGCAAUCUGUCUCUUCAAUGAGAUGAAGAACUCAACUAAGCCUGACCACAUAACAUUUGUAUCAUUAUUGGCAGCGUGUAGUCAUGCUGGAUUGGUUGCAGAAGGAUGGGAUUGCUUCAAUUCCAUGCAUAGGGAUUUUGAGCUGAAACCAGGACCCGAACAUUAUGCUUGUAUGGUUGAUCUCUUUGGUCGAGUUGGGAAGCUUAAAGAAGCUCAUGAUUUUAUCUCAAAAAUGCCGAUUAGGCCCAAUGCUGGGAUUUGGGGUGCAUUGCUUGGGGCAUGUAGAAUACAUUCAAAUGUAGAAAUGGCUGAAGUUGCUGCAAAACAUUUACUUGAGUUGGACCCGGAGAAUCCUGGGAGAUAUGUUCUCUUGUACAAUAUUUAUCUUUCAUCUGGAGAAAGAAAAGAAGCAGACCAGAUUAGGGCUCUUAUGAAGCGAAGAGGUCUUAGAAAAAUUGCAGGCCACACAACUAUUCAGAUAAAAAACAAGAUUCAUACAUUUGUGGCUGGGGAUCAAUCUCAUCCACAAACUGAAAUGAUUUAUUCCGAGUUAGAUAAAGUGGUGUACAGGAUUCAAGAAGUUGGGUACACCCCUGAUUUGAACUUUGUAUUACAUGAUGUGGAAGAAGAGACGAAGGAAAAGCUUCUAUUUGUGCAUAGUGAAAAGCUUGCUAUUGUUUUUGGGCUCUUGAAUUCUGCACCGGGGAGCGUCAUUAGGCUUCAAAAGAAUCUCCGAGUUUGUGGUGAUUGUCAUACAUUUACGAAGUUCAUUUCAAAGGUUGCAAGAAGAGAAAUUAUAGUUAGAGAUGCUCGUCGGUUUCACCAUUUUAAGGAUGGUACUUGCUCAUGUGGAGAUUACUGGUGAAAUAAUAGGUUCAGACAUUGAAUUCAAGUGCAAAUGCAGUACAAGCAAUAACGUGGCUUGAACUAAAUUGAGCAAGGGAAAAGCAAAGUUUUCUUUAUGAAGCAGCUUGGGUCAACUUAGACCAUUAACUUAUGCAAAAUGAACAUGCACCACACAGCUUGAUAACUCCCAAUAACGAUGGUACUUAUGAUUCUAAAUGCUUGGUUACAGCCUAUUGUAGACGCUGGUCAUUUAUUGGACUUGUUCAUGUUAUGUCUAAGAAUUUCACUUCGCUGGCCAGUAAUUCUGGCCGUUAGUUGAAUACUACUUCAAAAAGAGACACGGGUAGCGCACAUCAUAUUUCUAGCUGAAAUUCAGAUUGAUGAUUGCCCUUUCUAGCAAUAGUGUUGUUCUUAUUAGAGAGAAGGAAGAGAACUGAGGAAUUGUGUAAUUUUAUUCAAUCACUUCUUACU